AUGGCUGUGGGAGAGCUCUUUCUCGCUGUGUUCCUUGCAAUGUUGUUUAACAGAUUGACAUCCCCUGAGUUGCUGCAGUUUGCAAGUCAAGAGGGUGUACGCUCAAAGCUGAAGAAGUGGGAGAAGAAGUUGAAGUUUAUUGAUGCUCUGCUCAUGGAUGCCGAGGAGAAGCAACUGACAGAUAGGGCUGUGAAAAUGUGGCUGGACGAGCUCCAGGACUUGGCUUAUGAUGUGGAGGACAUUCUGGAUGAGUUUGCAACUGAAGCUUUAAGGCGAAAGGUGAUGUCUGAACACCAUGCUAGCAGUAGCAAGGAACGUAGCUUUAUCUCUGCUUGUUUCACUGGUUUGACUACAAGUGCUGUGAAGUUCACUAUCAACAUGAGGUCCAAGAUAGGUGAUAUUACUAGCAGAUUGGAAGAACUCUACAGUCAAAGAACUGAGCUUGGACUGGAAAAGAUUUCUGGGGGGACAUCAACUACUGCAUGGAAUAGACCAUCCAGUACAUCUGUGCAAAUCGAGCCUGCUAUUUUUGGGAGGAAGGAAGACAAAGCCAAGAUACUACAAAUGGUGUUAAGUGGGGGAUCAAGUGAAACCAACUUUUGUGUUAUACCCAUUGUCGGUAUGGGAGGAAUUGGUAAAACAACACUUGCUCGAGAGGUCUACAAUGAUGACAAGCUUAUCGAAGUUUUCAAUCCAAGAGCAUGGACGUGUGUCUCGGAUGAUUUUGAUGUUCUACGUAUCUCCAAGGCGAUUCUUGAGUCAAUGACUUCAUCAUCUUGUAGUCUACAAAACUUAAAUGAAGUGCAGGUUCAGUUGAAAAACAAAGUAACUGGAAAAAAAUUCUUCCUUGUAUUAGAUGAUGUUUGGAGCAGAGAUUAUGGCUUGUGGGAAACUCUUAAGUCUCCCUUCAUGGCUGGGGAACCUGGAAGUAGGAUAAUUGUGACGACACGCAGCGUCGAUGUAGCUUUAACAAUGGGACAGAGUGAAUAUUAUAAGUUGAAACUUCUUUCAAAUGAUGAUUGUUGGGGCAUAUUCGAGAAGCAUGUAUCUGGGAGCGCAGUUGUUGUUUCAGGCCAGAAUUUGAAUUCAAUUCGUGAUAAAGUUGUUGAGAAGUGCAGAGGGUUACCCUUAGUAGCCAGGACUCUUGGGGGUCUUCUGCGAUCUAAGCAGAGAUAUGAUGAGUGGGAAGAUAUAUUGACCAGUAAAUUAUGGGAUUUACCUGAAGAAAAUGACAUUCUCUCUGUUUUGAGACUAAGCUACCAUCAUCUUCCUUCACAUUUAAAAAGGUGUUUUGCUUACUGUGCUAUUUUCCCUAAGGAUUAUGAAUUUAUAGAUGAGGAACUUAUUCUAUUAUGGAUGGCAGAAGGUCUUAUCCAACAAUCUAAAAACAAGCAUCUGGAAGACUUAGGUCGUGAGUAUUUUCGUGAUUUGCUAUCAAGGUCAAUAUUUCAACGGUCAAGUAUCAAUGGUUCAAAAUAUAUAAUGCAUGACCUUGUGAAUGAUUUGGCUUAAUGGAUAUCUAGUGAAACAAGUUUUAGAUUGGAGGAUGAAUGCAGUCUCAUGUCAAUAAAAAGAUUUGAUAGAAUUCGAUAUUCUUCUUAUCCAUUUAGACGUUAUGAAGUAAAAAAGAAUUUUGAAGCUC
Pistacia vera is the source of this 1642-nucleotide messenger RNA. Its product is annotated as putative disease resistance RPP13-like protein 1. The record is from RefSeq and is a predicted model, not a curated record. NCBI's taxonomy places the organism in Eukaryota, Viridiplantae, Streptophyta, Magnoliopsida, Sapindales, Anacardiaceae. Bases 1 to 1512 code for a protein of 503 amino acids. Gene Ontology annotation, molecular function: ADP binding. Gene Ontology annotation, biological process: defense response to other organism. The transcript has a single exon.